CACUACAGCGGCCCGCGAUUAUUGCGACAAAUUCGUGUGCUUUUACCGCCAAAAGUAGGUUAGAGAAAGUUAACUUUUUACAAUGAAAUCCGCGCUGUGUUCAGUGUAAUUUUAGCAACGGCCGUGUUCGCCGCUGUUUCCUCGCUCUCUACCAAACAUCAUCAAAAAGAGUAUAUUAAAAAUGGGUUUAGGAGGACAAGAUAUUUCAGUUCAAGACUACGUUUGCAGUUUACCACUAGAUGUAAAAAAAGUGGCUUUAGAAGAAUUACGCGAAAAUGAAUCGAUAAGAGAACAAUCAUUAGAACAAAUGCGCGAUUGGAUCAACAAAAAUACCAACAUCAAAAGAUGCAGGACCGAUGCGCCAUUCCUAUUAAGAUUCUUGCGAACGAAAAAAUUUAGUGUUCCUUUAGCUUGUGAAAUGCUAGAAAGAUACUUGAUUGUGCGACAAUUGUAUCCAAAUUGGUUCAAGAACUUGGACUGGGAAGAUCCAGAUAUCAAAAACAUUAUUGAAGAUGGUUAUUUAGUUCCAAUGUUGGAGCGAGAUAGCGGUAAAACGAUCCUUUUUAGUUGUGCAGGUCGAUUUGAUCCUCACAAAUAUACAGCUGCUCAUAUGAUUAAAGUUCAUAGUAUCAUUUCGGAAACUCUUAUGGAUGAUGAAACCAAUCAAGUUCAUGGUUAUACUUAUAUUAACGACGAGGGUGGUUUUCAAAUGGCUCAUCUUUCUUUGUUUACAUUAACAGAUAUUCGAAAUGCUUUAAAAUGUAUACAGCAUUCAUCUCCGAUGCGUCACAAAGAAAAUCACUUCAUCAACAUUCCUCCAAGUGCUGUUAAACUUUUGGAUUUUGCUAUGGGUUUCUUAUCCGAAAAACUGAAAGGACGGAUUUCCCUUCAUAAAUCUGUUGAAGAAUUGCACAAAAAAAUCAAUCCGAAGCUUUUACCAAAAGAAUAUGGUGGUGACGUGCCGUUAAAAGAAAUGAUUGAAAAAUUCAAAUUGAAACUACAAGAGAAAAAGGAAACGCUUCUCGCUUUAGAUGAUAUGUACAUAGAAAUCGAAAAAUCUAAUCAGUUCGUUUCCGAAAUUAAUGAAGAACUCGGUUUAGGCGUAGAAGGAAGUUUUAAGAAACUACAGGUUGACUAAUUCUUUUUCAUAAAAGCUUCUUAAAAGUACUAGUCUUUUGAUGGUGUGUAUAAGUCUAGAACUGUUUUACUUGUAUUCCUAAUGAACAAAAAAAACAUGAAACUUAUUAAUCUCGUUCAAUUAACUUCGUAAUAAUUUCGUAUAAUCUCGUAAUUCAUAAGUUAUUUCUUAAUUUCUAUAAGAUUCGUUUUUUUUGACGGAUUUGUUUUUGUGUUAACGUAUUCGUUUAGAGAUAUAUUUAAAGCCUUAGGUGGUUUUUAGUUACCUUCGUUUUUAACGAUUGACUCGUUGCUUAUUAUAUUUUUGUAUAUCAUAAAUUUAGUUUUUGUCCAAUUUUAUUUCGUUUAGUUAUUUUUUAUUUGAAGCACUUGUGUUAUUAUCUACGGUUGUUUGUUGUUAAUUGUGUUAUAAAAAAUAAAUUUUAUAUAAUUUUGU
Onthophagus taurus is the source of this 1573-nucleotide messenger RNA. Its product is annotated as clavesin-1. Gene Ontology annotation, molecular function: phosphatidylinositol bisphosphate binding. Gene Ontology annotation, cellular component: membrane. Lineage: Eukaryota; Metazoa; Arthropoda; Insecta; Coleoptera; Scarabaeidae. The record is from RefSeq and is a predicted model, not a curated record.